Messenger RNA from Penicillium chermesinum, 1338 nucleotides. Its product is annotated as proline iminopeptidase. The transcript is spliced from 9 exons. Bases 1 to 1338 code for a protein of 445 amino acids. The record is from RefSeq and is a predicted model, not a curated record. Lineage: Eukaryota; Fungi; Ascomycota; Eurotiomycetes; Eurotiales; Aspergillaceae.
AUGGCUGCCAGACUCAUCGACAAACGAUUCUACAACGUUCCCGGCAAACUCCGGGUUGCUGAGCUGUUCUUCGAUGUGCCCAUCGAUUACAGCAAACCCGAUGAUGGCACCCUACGACUAUUUGCGCGGAGUGUUACACGUCUGAAUAAACCUAUUGAGCCCACCCAAGAUGAAUGCAAGGCCCCCCUGGCUUGUGUAUCUUCAAGGUGGUCCCGGCUUUGGGUGCAGUGCCCCGCAGAACUAUGGUAUGGUCGAACCGGCACUCUCAAAAGGGUUCUAUUUCUGGAUCAGCGUGGUACUGGAAUGAGUUCCACCAUCACAGCAGCUACUCUAGCUCGUCAAGGUGAUGCCGUUAAGCAGGCUGAGUAUCUCAAGAACUUCCGUGCAGACAGCAUCGUGCGUGAUUGCGAGGCGAUUCGUCUUGCAGUGACUGAGGAUCUCCCGGAGCAUGAGCGUAAAUGGAGCAUUAUCGGCCAGAGUUUUGGCGGCUUCUGCGCCGUAACAUAUCUUUCCAAAUUCCCCGAGGGCCUCCGCGAGGUAUUCCUUUGCGGUGGCUUGCCCCCGCUGGUCAACGAGCCAGAUCCUGUUUAUUCUCGAACUUACGAGAAGGUCAAAGAGAGGAACCAGGCAUACUAUGCUAAGUUCCCUGAGGAUGCUGCACGAGUAAAGAAGAUCAUGCAGUACUUAUCAGAAAAUAAGGUUGCUUUGCCUACUGGCUGGCUAACUCCAGCUCGAUUCCAACAACUAGGCAUCUUGUUUGGCUUUCAUGGUGGCAUUGACACUGUGCAUGAAAUUGUGCUUCGAGCAUGGAAUGAUCUGGAGAUAUUCGGCUUCCUCACGUUCCCGACCCUGACCACAAUCGAUGGGAAUGGAGGGAUGGACAAGAACAUCAUCUAUGCAAUUCUUCACGAAGCAAUUUACUGUCAAGGAAAACCGUCACGCUGGUCUGCUGACAGGCUUCGUGCCCUCAAACCCGAGUUCCAAAUCAGCGCCGCUCGGGAUAAGAUCUAUUUCACUGGAGAAAUGGUCUUCAAAGACAUGUUCGAGUCGUAUUCCGAGCUGAAGGCGGUCCAGGAAGCGGCAGAAAUCCUCGCUGACACCACAGAUUGGCCUGCGCUUUACGACGAGGCCCAGCUGGCCAAUAACAAUGUUCCGGUCUAUGCUGCCACGUACAUCGAUGACAUGUAUGUGCACUAUGAGCUGGCUUCGAGCACUGCCUCCAAGAUCAAGGGCACGCAGCAGUUCAUCACCAACACCAUGUAUCACGAUGCGCUGCGCAGCAAAUCCGGCGAGGUCAUGCGCCAGCUGCUCAAUCUUCGGGAUGACUCCCUUGAUUGA